AACGGUCCACAAAGAAAAGAAGAAGGAAGCAGUUGAGGAUGAGGAAAAUGGAGCUGAAGAGGAUGAGGAAGAGAACCCUGAUGAUGUGGAUGAAGAAGAAGGUGGUGAUGAGGAUGAAGAAGGAGACGAGAAUGGGCAAGAGCAGGAUGGUCAUGCAGAAAAACGAUCUGCAGACGAGGAAGAGGAUGAAGUGGAUCCAAAGAGACAGAAGACAGAAAAUGGGUCUUCAGCUUGAGUCCUCCCCUCCCAUCUCCUCUGUUCCGUCCAUCUCUCCUCCUCCAUUCCAGCCUGUGCUUGCACUGUCCAUUAGCCUCUGGCUUCACACAAUCUCAGAUGAGGAAAGAUUAGGAAUGCUCUCAAACAGGGAAGACAGCAGUUUCCUUCUCGCCCAAAGAUCUAGCCCAUCUGUGACAUUCCCCAGCUGAAAUUAUUCCAGUGCCCCACAUCCUUUCAGCUGUGCCCCAUUUACAGAUUAUCCUCUUCCCUCAAGAAUCUCAUGGUUUCCUGGAGCCCAGUAUGUAACCUUGCCAGGCUUGCAUGCCAGGCUCUUCACGUGGCAGGCACCUCUCCUUCCCUUUUCACUUGCCCUCCUUUCUUUUUGCCACUAGUAUGACUGAGAUUCUUGACAGCUUCUGCUCCCAAGACCUGCUGUCAGAUGUCCUCUCAGAGUCCAGGAGGCUGUGGGCACAGAUCUCAUGGUGCAUUUUCCAGUCCUAGGCCUCCUCUUAUCUGCUUUCCCCUCAAACCCUGAGAGACAAAGAAAAAGAAUAUUCCAAGCAAAUAAUGGUUCUAUUAAACCGCACACAUGGAGACAGAAUUUAAACUUUUUUUUUUCCAAGUUUACAUGACAGCAAGCUGGCCCUCGUGAAUUUUUCAGAAGAUAAGGGUUGUUUUUAUAUAUGAAUUUCAUCUGAACUGCAUAUUUUUUUUUAAUUUGGAGGCUUUUUUAAAACAAAUCAAGAGAAACAAUUGGGGACCAAACUUUGAUUUCCAUUUUUUUUCCCUUCAGAUUUUCUUGUGACCAUUUUUUGUAAAUUAAAGGCAAUAUGGCCACAGCAUUUUCUAUGGCACAGACAUCACGAGGAUGAUAGAUAUAAAUAUAUAUAUUGUUUUCAACUAGCACUGUAAAUAAAAGCGUUUUAAAAGAUUUCAAA
Antrostomus carolinensis (chuck-will's-widow) is the source of this 1154-nucleotide messenger RNA. RefSeq lists its product as uncharacterized. NCBI's taxonomy places the organism in Eukaryota, Metazoa, Chordata, Aves, Caprimulgiformes, Caprimulgidae. The record is from RefSeq and is a predicted model, not a curated record. The transcript is spliced from 4 exons. Bases 39 to 425 code for a protein of 128 amino acids.